GCCUAGCAACAGCCUAGAGAGGGGAGGGAGUGAGGGGACUGAGCAGGCUCAUGUCAGACACUCUCCAAUGAACCUGGGAAGUUUUCUUGUUACAAACACAGCAGCCAACAGAGGCAAAGCUAUUAGGAACUAGAAAAAAAUAACCAUUCGAUGGUGACAAACAUUGGAAGGGUACCAUUAAAUACUAGAAACACUACGAUCGAAAGAAAACAUCGAUGGUUCAGAAACAUCGGUAAUCGAUGUCCAUCCCUGUGACCUGUGACGGAGAUUGGUGGGCGGUGCAGGAAGGUGAGGUGCAUGCUGCAGGAGUCGAGGUGGUAGCCUGUUGUGUGACAACAUGUCUGACAGGUGUAGUUUGAAGUAAUCAUGUUGACGCUGCAUUUAUUACCCCGGCUGAGUGUCCUAUCUGAUCAGCUGCGCCAGUGCCAAGCUGUAAUUUACAAAUGUAUAUAUCUUCAAACCUUAUUGUCAGCCCCUCACUUGUCACAUCAUCGUCAUCUGUCCACUAGCUCUUCACUAUGUGCAAAACCUCCACAUCUGGCCAAAAUGAAGAAAGAUGUGACUGAGAAGAAGCUGAAACGUUAUUUUGUUGAUCACCGCAAAGUCCGCAUAGUGGGAGGAGCUGGUGGAAAUGGCGCCUGCUGUUUCCUCAGUGAACCACGGAAGGAGUUUGGAGGACCAGAUGGGGGAGAUGGUGGAAAUGGAGGCAGUGUGAUUUUCAAAGUGGAUCCUUGUGUAAAGUCUUUCUCCGCUGUUAGUCCUGUGUACCAGGGAGCAGAAGGUGAGCGUGGACGUAGCAAAAAUUGUUAUGGAAAAAAUGGAGAGACCCUCUACAUUAAGGUUCCUAUUGGAACACUAGUGAAAGAGGAUGGAGUGGUCCUUGUGGAUCUGUCCACACCAGGGGAAGAGUUUGUAGCUGCUCAUGGAGGCUCCGGUGGAAAAGGAAACAGAUUUUUCCUCAGCAACGAGAAUAGAGCACCUAUGACAGCAACACCGGGCGAUCAUGGGGAAGAGCGGUGCCUGCAGCUGGAACUGAAAACCAUGGCACAUGCUGGCAUGGUGGGUUUUCCUAAUGCUGGAAAGUCGUCUCUGUUGCGCCUUCUUACAAAUGCCCGUCCUGCUGUGGCAGACUACCCCUUCACUACCCUCAAUCCUCACGUUGGUGUCAUCAAUUAUCAAGAUCAUGAACAAAUUGCUGUGGCUGACGUUCCUGGCAUCAUUGAAGGAGCCCAUAUGAACCGGGGUUUGGGCCUCUCGUUCCUCCGGCACAUUGAGAGAUGUCGUUUUCUCCUCUAUGUGAUAGAUCUCGCACACCCGGAGCCCUGGAGCCAGCUGCACUCUCUGCAAUUUGAGCUGAGACAGUUUGAUGAGGGCCUCCCCCUCCGUCCUCAUGUGAUUGUAGCUAACAAAUUGGACCUUCCAAACGCUAGGAAGACCCUGGAGCACCUGCGGCAAAAGGCAGAAGGCAAGAUAAUUGCAGUUUCUGCCUUGACUGGGGAGAAUGCUGAGGAACUUGUUAUUCAUCUCCGGGAGAUGUAUGAUGGACACAGACCAGGAGGCAAGAAGACUGAGCCUUAUGAAGGCUGGUAACAAACUUUCAGUUAUUGUUGGAAAAUAUUAAAAUCAGCCUUAAGCAAGAAUAUUUGGAUGACCACAACACAAAAACUGAUGCAAAGUCUGACAUUCUCUAUGUUUUAUGAGGAUUGCAACUGAAUUAUUUAUUAAGUUUAUUGACCUCAGUUAAUAUACAUUCAUCAUCUGAAUAAUACUCAAACUUGUCACUAGGUGGAGAUAUAGGACAUGUUACUAGUCCUGUUCAUGUAUCCUAGUCAGAGACUGGUUAACAGAAAAAUGAAUCUACUUAUCUCAUGUACUGAAAAGCUUCAAGAACACUGAAUGACAUUUGUUUUCUAAAAAAAAUAAAAAUCUAUAUUCUUUUGAGCUAUAAAU
Pseudophryne corroboree (corroboree frog) is the source of this 1950-nucleotide messenger RNA. RefSeq names its product mitochondrial ribosome associated GTPase 2 (gene MTG2). The record is from RefSeq and is a predicted model, not a curated record. Gene Ontology annotation, molecular function: GTPase activity; GTP binding; magnesium ion binding. Gene Ontology annotation, cellular component: mitochondrion. The transcript is spliced from 7 exons. Bases 367 to 1590 code for a protein of 407 amino acids. Lineage: Eukaryota; Metazoa; Chordata; Amphibia; Anura; Myobatrachidae.